CUGGAUAUCAAAGGCAUCUCUCAUUUCUGCAUAGGUACCAGUGGAUUGAGGACAUCAGAGACAGCAGCGGAAGCAAGUAAGGCAGUCCAGAUGUAGAGUUCGUGGAAUUCGUCAUUCUUCAUGACGGAGUGCGGAUAAAUAAGGAACCUAUUUUCUCUCAUCCUCGUCAAGAGCCUGUAGAGGAGUGCUAAGAUGCCACCCGAUGAGUCGGACGAUCGAUGACUUGGUUGGAUUACGCCGUAUGCCCUUGAGAGAGCGCCUCAUUGAUUUCCCAAGGACUCUGAGUUACUCAGUAUUGUCAGUAUCUAGUUUUUUUAGUAGGUAUGUCCAGUGUAAUGCUUCGUUGAAUGACGCAGACCUAUUCGCUCACCGGGAUCGUGCCCCUUUAGGCAUGGCAUCGAGAACGAUAAAAGCAGCUAUUCACUAGAUUGUCAGCCUCCAACUUCGUCUCUUAAGUUUUCCCAUUCUCCAAUAAACGUAAACACCCAGUCAUCGACAUCGAGCGAUGUCAUUAGAACUCACCUAUCCUCCUGCACAUGCCCCCUUCCUCUUGACAGACUAUCUACAAUUUCACCUUGACCAUAAUCCAAGCUUCCCAGCAUUCGUGUAUCCUAAUGAAGAUGGCACACUCACGCACAUCUCAUUUCUUGAAUUUGUGCGUGCCGCUCACCGUGCAGCGCACGCAGUUCGACCCAACCGUACAGGUGCGGACGGAGAAGUCGUCGCAAUCAUUGCCAACACAGAUAGUCUUUUGUAUCAAGCUAUAAUCUCAGGCAUUACUAUUGCUGGUCUCGUGGUAAGUAGCUGUUCACCACGAAUAUGACACUCACUAACUGCACACACAUGUGUGUAGCCAUUCCCUAUGUCGCCCCGUAACUCCUCUGCAGCUGUUGUCAGCAUGUUGCAAAAGACUGCGUGUAACCGUCUGCUCACUCUUCCUUCUGCGCAUCAAUCCCUUGUCUCCGGCAUCAAACGCGAACUCGGGACUCCCUCACUACACGUCCAGGUUAUACCUACUCUUGCAGAGGUCUUUCCUCAUCUCGGGAAGGAACAAGCGCAUGACACGUUCGAGCGGUACCCAUCGGCUGGACGUCCAUCAUUGGACGAAGCUGCUGUGUACAUCCAUUCGUCAGGUAGUACAGGUUUCCCGAAGCCUAUCCCGCAGACAUACCGCUCUCAGAUGCACUGGCUACAGCAGCCGGCCAUACAGGGUUUCGCAGGGUACACUCCUGCUAUACGACUCGCAGCCGCAUCACUUCCCCCUUUUCAUAGUCUUGGGAAUUGUGUCCAGUUGUACUCUCCACUUGCGUCUGUUGUUACUGCGGCACUUUUCCCUCCAACUUCGUUUGAUGACCCAGAUGCCCAGCCAGUCAUCCCAACGUCUGACAAUAUCUUGGACAACAUAAGAAAGACAGGUGCAAACUGUGUUGUGGCUGUGCCAUCGUUCCUAGAACUAUGGGCGGGUGACGAUGAGGCGAUAGAGACGUUGAAACAAAUGGUAUUUGUGAUUUAUGGCGGCGGUCCUCUGUCAUCGAGGGCUGGGGAUAAAUUGCACGCCGCUGGGGUACCCGUUGCUUCUGUUUAUGGUGCGACAGAAUUUGGAUCUAUAAUGAAUUUACCGAGUAGAGAAGAUCUGAAGAGUGGUGACUGGGAGUGGAUGCACCCCUCAUCUAAAGUGAAGAUGCGAUGGGUUCUUCAGGAUGAUGGUACCUACGAGUGCCAAGUGUUGACGACAGCCGAGCACCAAGUUGCUGUCGAGAAUUUGCCAGAUGUAAAGGGCUAUGCAACAUCUGACCUUUUCAUCAAGCAUCCUACCAGGGAAGGAUACUGGAAAAUUGUCGGACGUAAGGAUGAUGUUCUGAUCCUCGCUUCCGGCGAGAAAACCGUUCCCGCUCCGAUGGAAAGCGUCAUAAUAUCAAAUCCACUUGUGAGUGGGGUGGUUAUGUUUGGGCGCGCCCGUAGUCAGGUCGGCGUCCUGGUGGAGGCGAUCAGUGAUGUAGAUGUCACGGACACCAAGGCAGUGGAAGAGUUCAGGAAUAAGGUGUGGCCUGAUGUAGAAGCAGCAAACAAAGAUGCCCCAGCAUUCAGUCGUAUCUUCAAAGAAAUGAUUCUCAUUACAUCGCCCUCUAAGCCCAUGGUUCGGGUCGCAAAAGGCACGGUUUCCAAGAAGGCUACAAUCAAAGCAUACGAGGAGGAGAUUAAUGCACUAUACAACACAGUAGAAGCCAGCACGAAGGCAGGCAGUGAUGCAACUCCGCCACGGAGCUGGACUGAGCCCGCGCUCAUUGAAUGGUUGCAGGAGCAAAUAGCAUCGAUUUCUUCAGGUGUCGACAUCAUACCGGACAAGGAUUUUUUUUCGCAAGGUUUCGAUAGCUUGAAUGCAACGUUCCUUCGUAAUCGCAUCCUCGGGGCGUUAUAUGCAUCUGAUCAAGUUGAAUUGCGCACAGCAGCUAAGCGUAUACCGCAGAACUUCGUCUUUGAUAACCCUAGCAUUCAUCUCCUCGCGAAGAGAGUAGCUAGCAUCGUGAACCGACCGGAGGGCGAAACCAAUGGAUCCACUGCACACGACAAGAAGAUGGCGAUCGAAAAUGCGCUUAAGAAGUAUAGUAUUGGGUUGGGAAAGACGAUAAUGACGAACGGUGCCCAUGCGGAGAAUCAGGGGGAAAUACCAUCGAAAGGAUCGGUGGUGUUGCUGACUGGCUCGACAGGUGGAUUGGGAUCAUAUUUAUUGGCUUUGCUCUUAAAGAAUGAGGCUACUGCGAAGGUAUAUGCGUUCAAUCGGCCUUCGAAGGCAGAUGCGAUCAAAGGAAGACAAGCUUCAUCAUUUGAAGAUCGGGCGUUGGAUGUCACUUUGCUGGAUUCGGAAAAGCUCGUUUUUCUCGAGGGUGACGCUGCAGCUGAUAAAUGUGGGCUUGAUGAGCGGACAUACAAUGAGCUUAGGGAGUCGGUCACCAUUAUUAUUCACAAUGCUUGGAGGCUCGAUUUCAACCUUGCCCUUUCCUCUUUUGAGCCCAACAUCCAGGGGACACGUCAGCUAAUCGAUCUCGCAUUAUCUUCGAGCCAUCCCUCCAAUCCACGCUUUUUGUUCACAUCGUCAAUUGCAUCUGCGCAAGGAUGGGACCAAAGAAAGGGGGCAUUUCCGGAAGAAGUGCAGCUCGACGCAAGCGUAGCGGUCGGUUCCGGGUAUGGAGAAAGUAAAUACAUUUCGGAACGUCUCCUGGAUAUGAGUGGCUUGCAUGCAACAUCGUUUAGGAUCGGUCAGAUAGCUGGUGGACCUAACGGAGCAUGGUCAACAACUGACUGGGUGCCGAUCAUUGCAAAGUCCAGCCUAGCUUUGGCUGUGUUUCCAGCCGCCCAAGGUCUCGUUUCAUGGAUGCCCGCGGAAAAAGUGGCCGCGGCGAUUUUAGACGUGGCUUUUGCAGAACAGACCCCACCUUUGGCGCUAAAUCUCGCUCAUCCUCGUCCAGUUUCCUGGAUGGAUACUAUGGAGAUUUUACGUGACACAUUGUUGGAAAAGAAAUGUCUUCAUAGGAAAGAUUUUCCCUUCGUUGAUUUCGGAGAAUGGGUGAAGAGACUGGAGAAACGUGCACAGAAUGCAACAGCAGUAGACUUUGACAAUAUCCCUGCACUCAAGCUUCUUGAUUUUUUCCGUACAAUGGCAGACGCCGACAUGAAAGUACGCCAAUCUGGCAGGACAGAUGUCGAGGCGGGAGGUAUUGCGACCCUUUCCACGGACAAGGCUCAAAGUGUGAGUUCCACUUGGAAGAAUCUUCCACAGAUUGGGAAGACAGAUGCUGAGUUGUGGGUGGAAUAUUGGCUGGCGAAAGGGGCAUUUUAGGGCCCAAGAUAGACGAAUCUAUGGGGUGUGAUCUAUGAUAUAAAAGGCUGUGACAGCGAUUCAACAUCAUCUGUUGCGUUUCAUAGACAUCACAUUGUGUAUAUUACCUCGUGUAACAUAAACAAACGACAUGCUGCAGUCGUCUUAUUCGU
Molecule: messenger RNA, 3990 nt
Organism: Serpula lacrymans var. lacrymans S7.9
Lineage: Eukaryota; Fungi; Basidiomycota; Agaricomycetes; Boletales; Serpulaceae
Gene: nps10
Product: putative nonribosomal peptide synthetase
Exons: 12
Coding region: 863-3838 (991 amino acids)
Molecular function (GO): phosphopantetheine binding
Source: RefSeq, a predicted model, not a curated record